GAAAACAGCCGCCGCUGCCGAGGAGCCCGUCCGUGUUCUUGUUAUGUGGCGGCAGGAAGAAGCCCGCCGUCCUCGCGCCUGUAAACGACGUCGAGUGGAGCCUCGGGACAAGGACAGACAGGCCAUGGCGGCUCAUUAAGACCGGGAGACUGAGCAGGUGUGAACGCUUGUGAUCGGACAGCAUGGCCUCCCAGGAACCGUCGCCUCCGUCGUCCAUGGAGAGCAACAAGCCGGGCUUCCCCAAGAAGAUCCUGGGCAACAAGCUGGAGGACAAGCACCUGUGCAAGUGCUGCCACAACAUCCUCAGACGACCCUUCCAGGCGCAGUGCGGCCAUCGCUUCUGCUCGUACUGCUUCAACCUGGCCAUCAGUAACGGACCGCAGAAAUGCAACGCCUGCAUCAAGGAGGACAUUUUUGAAGAGACCACGUCCAUCCUGAAACAAGGAUGUGCGUUUCCCGACAACGCGGUUCGACGGGAAGUGGAAAACCUGACCGCUGUAUGCGUUAAUGAAAGCUGCUCUUGGAGAGGAUCUGUCAAAGAGUAUGAGGUGAACCACGAGGGCAAGUGCGAGUUCAUGAUUGUGCCGUGCCCGUCCUGCAAGGAGCGCAUUCGCUUCAACGAGCAGGAACGGCACAGCGAGCGCGAGUGCCCGGAGAGGACGCUCAACUGCAAGUACUGCAAGGAACCCUUUCACUUCAAGAACAUCAAGGCCCACGAUGAGAUCUGCCCCAAGUACCCGAUGAUCUGCGAAGGCUGCGCCAAAAAGAAGAUACCCAGGGAGAAGUACGUGGACCACAUCAAGUUCUGCAGCAAGUUCAGGAUGCCGUGUCGCUUUCACGUCGUGGGCUGCGACAUGUCGGUGGAGAAGGAGAAGACUCACGAGCACGAGCGGGCCUUUGCCUACGAGCACUUGAACCUGCUGCUGCACUAUAUCAUGGGCAUGAAGGUGAGCAUGGAGGGGCUGCAGCCGCAGGGUCUGGAGGUGGCGGGACACAAACUGCUGGAACUGCAGCAGUCCCUCCGAGAACUGGAGGCUCGAGUCUCCCAGCUCAGCACCGCCUCCUCCGGGCCUCCCGUGCAGGGAGCCGCCGCCUCGUCCUCGUCCCCUUCCUCCGGCCCCCCCCCGGCCCCGCCUCCCGCCCCGGCCCCCACCCUAUCCGUGUCGACCUCCUUCACGCCGCUGCCCAGCUCGGUGGGCGCGGCCCUGGAGCUGCAGCUCCACAGCGAGAAGACCAAGGUGGCCGAGCUGGGCCGCCGCUGCACCGAGCUGGAGGUGAAGGCGGCCACCUUUGAGAACGUGGUGUGCGUCCUCAACAGAGAGGUGGAGCGCUUCGCCACCACCGUGGAGGCCGCUAACCGCCAGCACAAGCUGGACCAGGACAAGAUCGAGGCCCUGAGUAACAAGGUGCGGCAGCUGGAGAGGACGGUGGGUCUGAAGGACCUGACGGUAGCCGAGAUGGAGGGCCGCCUUCGAGAAAUGUCCGCCACCACCUUCGACGGCGUCUUUGUGUGGAGGAUCUCGGAUUUUGCCAAGAAGAGGCAGGACGCCGUCGCCGGCCGAGCCCCCGCCAUGUUCUCGCCAGCCUUCUACACCAGCAAGUACGGCUACAAGAUGUGUCUGCGCAUCUACCUGAACGGGGACGGGACGGGGCGCGGCAGCCACUUGUCCUUGUUCUUCGUGGUGAUGCGGGGCCUGAGCGACGCCCUGCUCAAGUGGCCCUUCAACCAGAAGGUGACCCUGAUGCUGCUGGACCAGAGCAACCGGGAGCACAUCAUCGACGCCUUCCGGCCCGACGUCACCUCGUCGUCCUUCCAGCGUCCGGUGAGCGAGAUGAACAUAGCCAGCGGCUGCCCGCUCUUCUGCCCCUUCUCCAAGCUGGAUGCCAAGAACUCCUACAUCCGCGACGACACCAUCUUCAUCAAGGCCAUCGUGGACCUCACCGGGCUCUAGAGGGCGGGGGGCGGAGUCACGCCGGCUACUCAAGUUUGGAUGACCGGACCGGGGUCUUCGUUUUUUGCUGCGAGGUAAUCCCCCUUCCGGGGUGCCGCGAUUACGCCGUCCUUCUGCCGCAAACGUGCGCCCCGGCGCCGCCGCCGCCAUUGCGGCCGCAACGUCCUGCCACCCGCUGUUACGUUUCGGGGACGCGGCCGGGGACGUUGAGGACUGCGCGGGGAAAGUUGGGUGCCGGGAUAUCGUCAGUGUAGUUAGUUCGCGCGUGGGGGUGGGGGGGUGGUAUGGGGGUGUCUUCUGCUUCUUCUUCUUGAGAUUGUCGGUGUCGUGAGCCUCUCUGGUCUGGUGUUGAGUACAUUUUGCAUAGACAAACGUGGAAUGACGUGAUCAACAAGGCUCCCCCUUCUUCUUUCGUUUCCCCCCCCCCCCCCCCCCCUAAGCGCCACGUGCAUGCUUGUCGGCCCCCUCACGUCCGUUGAAGCGACGCCGCCGUUAGUUCUCACCUGCUUGUGUUGUGUAGACGAGGGCGCUUCUCAAACUGGGGUCCUCGGACUUCCGAGGGUCCGCAGGCAGAAACCUGAUAUUGUUUCGUGCCACACCUUACGGCCAUAUUGAAUUAAAUAUUGAUUUGGAUCCCACCGAGUUGCGAUGAUGAGCGGCACAUCGGAAAGAGUUCUCCCCUGUAAAGAGUUCGUAGGCCUAAAGAGUUUGAGAAUCGCUCGUUUCGAAGCAGGUGUCCCUUUUCGUGUAAAGAUUGCGCUGGUUCCGACUCGGGGAGGCGGGGUCAGAAGGGGUGAGAAGGGGGGGGGGGGCUUUGCGACCGGAGCUUUGUUACAUCUGUGGAAGAUACAGUGGAGUGAGCGAGGUGUCCGAGGCGCAGGCCUGACAUUGUGACCCCUACAAUGACACUCGCUGGCUCGCAUCUCGACAGGUGGCGCAAUUCCCUCCCCUCCCACGCCUGCCCCCCCACUCACCGAGAGAAGGAACGUUGUUUUCUUGUGCGUCCAAAAUGUGAUGUGUGCGCCGCUCGCCGAGUCGGCGUUUCGCUAUGAUUCCGAUAGUUUGUGGGUGCACGUGUACAGAAAGAGGCGCUCGACAUUGUUAUUGCGUCAACACUCUCGAUUCACGGGACUUGGGGACCAAGCGGAGCGAACGAAGCGCCUCAAAACACUUCAACAUAGUUCCAUGGCAUCAAAAUGCCACAAGAUGGCAGCAAAGCACUUUUUUUGUGUAUAAUUGAAGCGCCUCAAUUUAUUCCAGCAUAGCUCCUUGGCACCAAGAUGGUGCCAAAGCACUACUUUUGUCCAAAAGAUGCGCCUCAACCCACACGAAUAGGCGGAGGGUUCACCGCAAAUGUACAGAAAGACAAGUCGCCGUGGUUGCGCCGACCAAACGGGCCCUUCAAGCUUGCGAGUCGGACUGCUUUUUGAGUCUUUGGAGGGGGUCCCGCUGGCCUGUUUUCAAACCAGUCUUGACCGCUAUUGAAGCCUCUCUGUGCAUGGGAGACUUUAAUUGGGAAAAAAAAAUCACCUCGAGCGGCCCCGCGCCGGCCCCCGCCGUUGCCGCCGCCUUUAUUUCUAUUUGUUUGGAGGAGAAUACGCUAGAAUAGCUAUUAUGUUAUAUCCGGCCGCGCCCGUCGCGACGCACCGGCCUAUAUAGUGCUGAAAGCAACGUAUAAAAUAGGCAUUUUCCAUGUCAUAAAUCGAUAUAUAAACGCCGCGCGUCCGUGUGGACGUGCGGCGGCUGUUAUAAUAAGUCUAGUAUUACCCAAUACGCUAUGAAUUCUAUAUCUCUGUAUCCGUUUUUUUGGGGUUCGCUGAAGAUGGUUGAAAACAGGCCAGAAAUGAUUCCCACGGCGCGGCGCGAGUCCCGCCGGAGUGCGAUAGGACGCUUUUUAGGGGUCUGCGGGGGUCGCCCCGCGCAACUUAGCGCUAUUUGUUGCCGCUGCGCCAAUCUACUUUGAACUUUUCCCAUUUCAAUAUGCCGGCGGAAAUGACGCAAAAGGACUUUUCUUCUUGUGCUCUGUGUGGCUUGACGGUGUCUUCUUAGCUGAAGGGAAAAGCAAGCAUGUAACCAAGUAACCAUUACAGGAGUCGGGGGCUGGGGGGGGUGUAUAUUAUGAUAAGCUUUCGUGUCGUGCCAAACUCAAGAUAUGACCUCCAUGUUGUAAUGCAAGGUGUUUCUUCAUAUGUUGCCAAAUGAUUAUUUCAACUUCAGCUGCUGUUAGCGCGCGCGUGUGUAUGAACACAUGGGCCACUUCUGAUCAAGACUAUAAGAAAAAAAAAACUACUGGUAAGUGGCCGCCACCAAACUCUCCUCUCCAUAUUCACAUUCAUGUAACGCGAAUGUAAAAAAAACAUAGAAAGUCAACACGUGUGCGCGUCUUUUGGGAUGCGGUCGACAGGAAAGCAACUUGUCUUAUUUUUGCACUUGGCGUUGGUUGCGUGUUCAAACAGGGUCUUUUUCUCGGUGUACCUCGAAGGCAGGAGCCAUACGAGUAUUCCGCUGUUGAUACUUGAUGUGUUUUAAAGCUCAGAAGAAGCCGGCGGUCUGUAAUAAAGUUUGGUGAUUUGA
This is a messenger RNA of Hippocampus zosterae (dwarf seahorse), 4526 nucleotides long. RefSeq names its product TNF receptor-associated factor 2-like. Gene Ontology annotation, biological process: positive regulation of canonical NF-kappaB signal transduction; positive regulation of JNK cascade; protein K63-linked ubiquitination. Gene Ontology annotation, molecular function: tumor necrosis factor receptor binding; ubiquitin protein ligase binding; zinc ion binding. The coding region runs from base 183 to 1952 and encodes 589 amino acids. The transcript is spliced from 11 exons. Gene Ontology annotation, cellular component: cytoplasmic side of plasma membrane; plasma membrane signaling receptor complex; cytosol. The record is from RefSeq and is a predicted model, not a curated record. Lineage: Eukaryota; Metazoa; Chordata; Actinopteri; Syngnathiformes; Syngnathidae.